Molecule: messenger RNA, 3117 nt
Organism: Rhopilema esculentum
Lineage: Eukaryota; Metazoa; Cnidaria; Scyphozoa; Rhizostomeae; Rhizostomatidae
Source: RefSeq, a predicted model, not a curated record
UUCAAAUCUUUAUUUGCAGUUCUGUUGCAUAUAUAUAGAACCGUUAGUUCACAAAGACAGCUUUUAUGUUGUCAAGAUACUGAAAAUCUUUCAUUAGCCAAGAUCAACAGUGCGUUCGACUACUAAAGCUGCAAAAUGAGACUUCUUGGAAUAUUCUUGGUAGCAGUUUCAGUUGUUGCAGGGGCAGAUGAUUGUCCAUCAGGUGACAAGAAAAGCUUUGCAAUGCUUGGUUGUUACCAGUCAACCCAAGGAAACAGCAUGAUAUUCAGUGAUAGAAGCAACAUUAACUGGGGCAAUAUUGAGAAAUACAUGCAUAAAUUGGCAUGCCAAUGUGGCAAAAGAGCGAAGGAGGCCAAUUACGCAGGCUUUUCAUUGAUGUUUUACGGUGAGUGCCAUGGUAAGACAAAAGAGCAACUAGAGGAACUCGAGUCAAGAAGUCAUCAGCAGAAUUUGUGCGUUGGUGACCAGAAGUAUACUCAUUGUGACAAAGGAAAGCAUGAACAUUGCACCGGAAAAGAAUUCGCAGAGGGUGUUUUCAAGUUUAAGAGUCCUGAAGAAAAAAGUGUAGACGGAGGGCUUGGACAGUGGCAACCAUGGACAAAAUGCGACAAAGAGUGCGGUCAAGGGUGGCGAGUCAGGGAACGAAACUGUGAUAACCCUGAACCUAAAGGAGAAGGAAAGGACUGCUCUGAUCUUGGGCCUUUGUCGGAAAGAGAAAAAUGUCAAGUUAAAGAAUGUCCAGUUGAUGGUGGAUAUGGCCCAUGGGAGCCUAUUGGCACAUGCAGUAAGUCGUGUGGCAGAGGGGAGAAACUGAUAAUUAGAAGGUGUGAGAACCCAAAGCCUGCUCAUGGAGGCAAAGAUUGUUCAAAGUUGGGAGAAACAAAUCAAACUGUAGCCUGCAAUUUGAAACCCUGUCCAGUUGAUGGAGGCUAUGGACCAUGGAGCAGUUAUGGAUCGUGCAGUGUGUCAUGUGGAACGGGAACAAAGACGAGAACAAGAUCUUGCAACAGCCCACUUCCAGCUUAUAACGGAACGGACUGUUCAAAGCUCGGCCCUGCAAGACAAAGUGCAGAAUGCAGCAGCAAGCCCUGUGGAAUUACGACACCAUCCUGGAGCAGAGGAGACGGAACUGGUGGACCUGAGGAAAAUAUUGGCAAGGUAUCGAACAAGGAAGAAUGCAUUGCAAAAUGUUUGAAAAAGUCUCGUAAUGGCAAACCAGCCAACGGAGCCACUGUGGAUGCUGCGACAGAGAAAUCCUGCUAUUGUGAAUAUGGCCAAACUGGAAGAAACAGUGCUUCUAGCUGGAAAAAUACUUUCAUCAGGCCAAUUGAUGGUGGGUAUGGAUCCUGGUCAAAAUUCGGAUCGUGUAGCAAAACAUGUGGUGGAGGAACCAAGUCUAGAAGUCGUCCAUGUAAUAAUCCAGCGCCAUUAAUGGGUGGAGAGAGUUGCUCCCGUCUAGGCUCAGCCACAGAAAGUGCUUCUUGCAAUACCUUUGCCUGCCCAAGUUCUGCUAUCAAAUGGGAGAGAGGUGAUGGUACCGGUGGCAGUGAAGUAAAUAUUGGAAAAGUAACCAAUGCAGCUGAAUGCGUGGCGAAAUGUUCUUCAAGGAAGAAGAAUGGCAAGUUAGCCAAUGGGGCAACUGUUGAUGCUGCUACGCAGAAGAGGUGUUAUUGCGAGUUUGGCCAAACUGGAAGAAACUCAGCAGCUAGCUGGCGAAACACAUUCAUCAGGCCACUUGAUGGUGGCUACGGAUCGUGGUCAAACUUCGGAUCAUGUAGCAAAACAUGUGGUGGAGGAACCAAGUCUAGAAGUCGUCCAUGUAAUAAUCCAGCGCCAUUAAUGGGUGGAAAGGAUUGCUCCCGUCUAGGCUCAGCCACAGAAAGUGCUCCUUGCAACACUUUUGCCUGCCCAAGCUCUGCUAUCAAAUGGGAAAGAGGCGAUGGUACCGGCGGCAGUGAAGUAAAUAUUGGAAAAGUAACCAAUGCAGCUGAAUGCGUGGCGAAAUGUUCUUCAAGGAAGAAGAAUGGCAAGUUAGCCAAUGGGGCAACUGUUGAUGCUGCUACGCAGAAGAGGUGUUAUUGCGAGUUUGGCCAAACUGGAAGAAACUCAGCAGCUAGCUGGCGAAACACAUUCAUCAGGCCACUUGAUGGUGGCUACGGAUCGUGGUCAAACUUCGGAUCAUGUAGCAAAACAUGUGGUGGAGGAACCAAGUCUAGAAGUCGUCCAUGUAAUAAUCCAGCGCCGUUAAUGGGUGGAAAGGAUUGCUCCCGUCUAGGCUCAGCCACAGAAAGUGCUUCUUGCAACACUUUUGCCUGUCCAAGCUCUGCUAUCAAAUGGGAAAGAGGCGAUGGUACCGGCGGCAGUGAAGUAAAUAUUGGAAAAGUAACCAAUGCAGCUGAAUGCGUGGCGAAAUGUUCUUCAAGGAAGAAGAAUGGCAAGUUAGCCAAUGGGGCAACUGUUGAUGCUGCUACGCAGAAGAGGUGUUAUUGCGAGUUUGGCCAAACUGGAAGAAACUCAGCAGCUAGCUGGCAAAACACAUUUAUCAGACCACUUGAUGGUGGCUACGGAUCGUGGUCAAACUUCGGAUCAUGUAGCAAAACAUGUGGUGGAGGAACCAAGUCUAGAAGUCGUCCAUGUAAUAAUCCAUCGCCAUUAAUGGGUGGAAAGAGCUGCUCCCGUUUAGGCCCAGCCACAGAAAGUGCUCCUUGCAAUACCUUUGCCUGCCCAAGCUCUGCUAUCAAAUGGGAGAGAGGUGAUGGUACCGGUGGCAGUGAAGUAAAUAUUGGAAAAGUAACCAAUGCAGCUGAAUGCGUGGCGAAAUGUUCUUCAAGGAAGAAGAAUGGCAAGUUAGCCAAUGGAGCAACUGUUGAUGCUGCUACGCAGAAGAGGUGUUAUUGCGAGUUUGGCCAAACUGGAAGAAACUCAGCAGCUAGCUGGCGAAACACAUUCAUCAGGCCAUGAAAAUAAAGUUUACACUGUCUCAAUAUAGUUUUAUAUCUUACAUAUUAUAUCCAAUAUGUAACAUCAGUUUGUUUGCAUUUGUUUCAGGAAGUAGCAUUUAGUUUUAAGAGUGCUAUGCUUAUUCAGAUUCAUUUAUUAUUAUUGCACUGUCAUUGA